AUGGCGGAGGGCUCGGUGUCCCCUGCCCUACGCGCCCUCGAGUUUUACAGCGGGGUGGGGGGCAUGCAUUGGGCGGUGGGGCGAGCAGGGCUGGAGCAGAGGGUGAAGGUGGUGGGGGCGUACGACCUCAACGACGGCGCCAACAGAACCUAUCGACACAACUUUCCGGACACUCCCAGGGACCUGGCCUCGCUGGACGUGCACGAAGUGGAGGCGCAUGCCGCCGACAUCUGGCUCAUGAGCCCGCCUUCCAGGAGCUUCGCCCACCUGCUGGGACUUCUGGCGCGGCUCGACCGACCACCGUCCUACCUGCUCCUGGAGAACGUGUACGGCUUUGAGCGGUCGGAGAGCCGGACCCAGCUCGUGGCCGCGCUGGCGCAGGGCGGGUACCGCCAUCAGGAGUUCCUGCUCUCCCCCACCCAGUUCGGCAUCCCCAACCAGGCACGCCGUGCACCACCACCACCACCACCACUGUGCACCACCACCAGGUUGCGCUACUUCCUGCUGGCCAAGCGUGCGCCACACUCCUUUGCAUGGGCACCACUCGCGGUGGCAAGCUCCUCGACCAUCGACCCGCUCCGGUUUGUGCCCGCCUGCGCGGAGCAGGCCGCCACGGCAGCGGACCCCGCCCAGCCAGAGCCGGCAGCCGUGGCUCCGCUGUCCGACUUCCUGGAGCCCGACGACUCUCUAAGCGUCCACGCCCAUCGCGUUCCCGAUGCCCUCGUCUGGAAGAAGGGCCUCCUCUUUGACAUCGUGGGGAAGGAGGACAUGCGCUCCUGCUGCUUCACCAAGGCCUACGCGCGCUUUGUGGAAGGCGCCGGGAGUGUCCUUCGCACGGGGCCUCCCCUCGUCGAUGGCUGGGCGGAUGGAGCGACGGAGGACGACAUCGGCGGGGCCUUGCUUGCCCUGGGCUUGCGGUACUUCACCCCGCGGGAGGUGGCGCGGCUGCACGGGUUCCCGGACAGCUUUGGGUUCCCCGAAGGCACGGGCGAGCGGCAGAAGUACCAGCAGCUGGGCAACAGCCUCAACGUGCUCGUCGUCGCCCGACUCCUCCGCUAUCUCCUCCUUGUAGGCCCCUCCACCAGGUCCCACGCCGCAUAG
Messenger RNA from Acanthamoeba castellanii str. Neff, 1101 nucleotides. RefSeq names its product C5 cytosine-specific DNA methylase superfamily protein. Bases 1 to 1101 code for a protein of 366 amino acids. The transcript is spliced from 9 exons. The record is from RefSeq and is a predicted model, not a curated record. Gene Ontology annotation, molecular function: methyltransferase activity. Lineage: Eukaryota; Discosea; Longamoebia; Acanthamoebidae.